This is a messenger RNA of Cyprinodon tularosa, 2924 nucleotides long. It is a transcript of the gene ano10b, whose product is annotated as anoctamin 10b. The transcript is spliced from 16 exons. Gene Ontology annotation, biological process: chloride transmembrane transport. Bases 205 to 2289 code for a protein of 694 amino acids. The record is from RefSeq and is a predicted model, not a curated record. Lineage: Eukaryota; Metazoa; Chordata; Actinopteri; Cyprinodontiformes; Cyprinodontidae. Gene Ontology annotation, molecular function: chloride channel activity. Gene Ontology annotation, cellular component: plasma membrane.
AGGGAGGAGCGUGGAACACCAAACAAUCGUCCACGCCCUGCUGAGAGUGAGAAGUUCCUCCGCAUUCCUGUCAAACAAACCCACACACAUCCAGAAAGCUGGGAGGAAUCAGUCUCUGAGGCUGGACAGGAGUUUGGGCCUGAAGAAGGACCGGAACCAGAACCACCCCAUCAUCAUCAUCAUCAGAGUCCUGCCAGUCUGACCAUGAAUAAGGCAGGUGAUGAUGAUGAAGGUCAACCUGGAGGUCAAAGUGAACCAGCCCGACAGUCGGUGGGGAAGGGGCUGAGCAAACUGAGCGCCCCAUCCUUCACACCAGGGUGGAGCAAAGCCAGCUGCCCCUGCUGUCACUCAGAACGUGUCGACCCGCUGGUUCUGGUGAAACUCGGGGAGAAGGUCAGCCCCGAGACGAAGCGCUGGCUCAUCAAACUGAUCGGAGCUCCUCAGAAGGAUGGAGGUGCCGGGUUAUUGGCUCACCCAGGAGAGGAAGCCACUGGUAACAUCAUUGUUCUGUCUGCGUCACGCUGCACAUUACUGCAGGCCACAGAAGAGCUGGGGCUGUGUAAGAUGUACUGCAGCGGUGACAUGGAGGCCUUCGCCUACGAUGACAGGAACAACUUCAGAGAUUCAGACAACAUGGAGGCGUUUCUGACGCUGGCGGAGCGACAGUUCAUCAUAAAGUACGAGCUGGACGGGCUGCGGGCGCAGAAGGACCUCAGGAUACCCGGCAUGCUCGAUAGCUGCGUACUGCAGAAGCGAGACAACAUCUGGCAGAAGCUGGGAGCAGCUGGUGUGAUCGUAGACACAUUUCCUCUGCACAACCCUGACAAACUGAAGGUUCUCAGUGAAGCCUGGUACACAAGUAACCAGCUUGCUCAGCCACUGGACAAAGUAAACGAGUACUUUGGAAGCUCCAUGGCUUUCUACUUCAGCUUCCUGGAUUUCUACACCUGGUCUCUACUUCCACCGGCAAUACUGGGUCUUUUCAUCGCAUAUUACUCAAGAGAAGUUCAGAGAGAGAUGCUGCAAUCAGUGUCAGGUUCUCAGGAUGAGGAGCCUCAGGAUGAACCUGAACCUCUGAUCAGCGGUCACAUGCUGCAGGCAGUGUUCAGCAUGCUCUGGUCCACGGUGGUUAUGGAGCUCUGGAAACGCCGCAGCUCUGCACUGUCGUACCGCUGGGGAACCCUUCACCUAGCCGAGCGCUUUGCCGAGCCGCGGCCGGGUUUCCACGGCGACCUUGGGGUCAACCCUGUGACCGGCCGAGUGGAGCCACUAUUCCCCGAAUGGAAGAGGGACCUGCGUAUGGCACUUGUGUCUGUCCCGGUGGUGGGGCUGUUUUUAGGACUGGUGGUUCUGGGAAUGACAUGUUUCUACUGGGCUGAGGCCAGUGUGCAGCAGCUGCACAAAGACUGGGACUCCAUGAUGUCUCAGGCUUUACUCUUUGUGCCGUCAGUCCUCCAUAUUGUCUACACCAAUAUGUUGGCCACAGUCUACAGGACGCUGGCCCGAUCUCUGACUGAAUAUGAGAACCACCGAGAGGAGUCUGCCUAUGACAACCAUCUGACAGGCAAAAUCUUAGUGUUCACCUUCUUCAAUAACUUUGCAGUGCUCUUCCAUAUCGCCUUCUUCAAGCAGGACAUACCGCUGCUUCGGAAGCGUUUAGCGUCUUUGCUGAUCAUCACUCAGCUGGUGAACCAGGUGACAGAGGUGGUGGUACCUUUCCUGGUGGACCGGUUCAUCAGCGCCCCCCACAGAACACAGAGUGAAGAUGAUCCAGAAGAGGACAAGUUCCGGAACCAAGGCACUCUGCCUCCUUUCCCGGGGCUAUUUGCAGAAUACAUCGAGCUGCUGGUGCAGUUUGGAUAUUUGAGCCUUUUCUCUUGCGUGUUCCCUCUGACUGCGGUUCUGCUGCUCCUCAACAACCUAACUGAAAUCAGAUCGGAUGCUUAUAAGAUUUGCAAACUCUUCCGCAAACCCUUUUCCCCUCCUGUGGCCAACAUGGGCGUGUGGCAGGUUGCCUUCGAAGUGUUGAGUUUUGUAUCAGUUGUGUCCAACUGCUGGUUGCUGCUGCUGUCGCCCCGCCUGCAGGACUUGGGUCAGCAGGCCGGGAUGAGCGGCAGCAGCCUACUGAUGGCGGCUGUUAUGGUGGAGCAUGUGCUGAUAUUAGUAAAGGUGAUAAUGGCCGCCCUGAUACCAGACGAGCCUGACUGGAUCCGGAAAAAGAGGGAGCAUAUCGAGUACACAUCCAUGCAAGCCCUAAGGCAACAGAAGCUGAAUGUUCAAGAGUCCUAACGUUGUUUCAAGAUGCUGAAAUACAGCUCCAUACCUCUGGAGGUAAAACCCAAGAGAAGAGAGCUGUCCCAGUACCGCGUCUCUGCUCCACCUGACUUUUGCUGCCUUUAUUCACUCACACAGUGCUUCUACAACCAAAACACUUUGCUUUUUAUGCAUACGGCAAGUGCAAUUCAAACAGCAGCUUAAAGUGUUUUUUUUAAGAAUGCAGCGGAUGGAUUGCUGUGAUAGAGACUCAAUAGUAAAGCUGCAGACUGUACUGAUAAAUAUUUUUAAAAGGGUCAGUAUUUGAUGUUAUGUAUUUACGGUGCCAAAAACAGGCAGAAUACUUGUCUCAUUGCUGCCACCUGGUGAUAAAACACUGUUAGUGUUCAAGAUUGAGAGGAAGAAGAAGACAGUAUCAUUAACAGUAGUUUUAAGCUUGUUGGCUUACUUUGGUAGCAAUAUCAUCUUUAUCCAAAUAUGUAUUUUAUUUAAGGCUGAAAAAAUCAGAUUAAUCUUGAUUAAGAGAAUAUUGAAAUAAUCGUCAAGUAAUUUAGUAAUCAAUUAAUUGUUAACUGAAGUAUAGAGACUGUAAAACAUGUCUUUAGCUGACAGAGCAGUAAUUAUGCCAAGAUUUUACACAAAUUAUCAUU